This is a messenger RNA of Herpailurus yagouaroundi (jaguarundi), 8267 nucleotides long. RefSeq names its product DENN domain containing 1B (gene DENND1B). Gene Ontology annotation, cellular component: intracellular membrane-bounded organelle; cytosol; nuclear speck. Gene Ontology annotation, biological process: endocytic recycling; T cell receptor signaling pathway; endocytosis. The coding region runs from base 38 to 2419 and encodes 793 amino acids. NCBI's taxonomy places the organism in Eukaryota, Metazoa, Chordata, Mammalia, Carnivora, Felidae. The transcript has 23 exons. The record is from RefSeq and is a predicted model, not a curated record. Gene Ontology annotation, molecular function: phosphatidylinositol phosphate binding; guanyl-nucleotide exchange factor activity.
CUUUUUCUUAACUCCAAAGACUGUUUUAAGUUUUCCAAUGUCUGGUCGAUGCCAAGAUAAAGAUAAGGAUGAACUAGCAAGAGCUGGUCAGAGGGAAAAUCCAGAGAGAACCUUUGACUUGGUAUUGAAAGUGAAAUGUCAUGCCUCUGAAAAUGAAGAUCCGGUGGUAUUGUGGAAAUUCCCAGAGGACUUUGGCGACCAGGAAGUACUACAGAGCGUGCCCAAGUUCUGUUUCCCCUUUGACAUUGAAAGAGUAUCCCAGAAUCAAGUUGGACAGCACUUUACCUUUGUACUGACAGACAUUGAAAGUAAACAGAGAUUUGGAUUCUGCAGACUCACAUCAGGAGGCAAAAUUUGCUUGUGCAUUCUUAGUUACCUGCCAUGGUUUGAAGUAUAUUACAAGCUUCUAAAUACUCUGGCAGAUUACUUGGCUAAGGAACUGGAGAAUGAUUUGAAUGAAACUCUCAAAUCACUCUAUAACCACCCAGUACCAAAAGCAAACACUCCUGUCAAUUUGAGUGUGAACCAAGAGAUAUUUAUUGCCAGUGAGCAAGUUCUGAAAGAUCAGCCCUUCCUAGUACCGCAUUCCUACUUCAUUGCCCCAGAUGUAACUGGACUCCCAACAAUUCCUGAGAGUAGAAAUCUUACAGAAUAUUUUGUUGCCGUGGAUGUGAAUAAUAUGCUGCAACUAUACGCCAGCAUGUUGCAUGAGAGGCGCGUCAUUAUUACCUCUAGCAAAUUAAGCACUUUAACUGCCUGUCUCCAUGGAUCAGUUGCCCUGCUAUACCCAAUGUACUGGCAGCACAUAUACAUCCCAGUGCUUCCGCCGCACCUGCUGGACUACUGCUGUGCUCCGAUGCCAUACCUGAUUGGAAUACACUCCAGCCUCAUAGAGAGAGUGAAAAAUAAAUCAUUGGAGGAUGUGGUUAUGUUAAAUGUUGACACAAACACUUUAGAAUCACCAUUUAAUGACUUGAACAACCUACCAAGUGAUGUGGUCUCGGCCCUGAAAAAUAAACUGAAGAAGCAGUCUACAGCUACAGGGGAUGGAGUAGCUAGGGCCUUUCUUAGGGCACAGGCUGCUUUGUUUGGAUCCUACAGAGAUGCACUGAGAUACAAACCUGGGGAGCCCAUCACUUUCUGUGAGGAGAGUUUUGUAAAGCAUCGUUCAAGUCUGAUGAAACAGUUCUUGGAAACUGCAGUUAACCUCCAACUUUUCAAGCAGUUUAUUGAUGGUCGACUGGCAAAAUUAAAUGCAGGACGGGGUUUCUCUGAUGUAUUUGAAGAGGAAAUCACUUCAGGUGGCUUUUGUGGAGGGAACCCGAGGUCAUAUCAACAGUGGGUGCAUACAGUCAAGAGAGGAGGUGCACUGUUUAACACAGCAAUGACCAAAGCAACUCCAGCUGUACGGACAGCAUAUAAAUUUGCAAAAAAUCAUGCAAAGCAGGGAAUAAAGGAAGUGAAGAGUAAGCUAAAACAUAAGGAAAAUGAAGAAGAUUAUGGGACCUGUUCUGGUUCUGUACAAUAUACACCAGUUUACACAUUACACAAUGAAAAGGGAGGAAAUCUAGAAAAGCGUAAGCUUGCCCAGGGACGCUUGAAAAGACCUCUUAAGAGCCUUGAUAGUGCUCUGUAUGAUGACGACCAUGACGAGAGAGCAAGCAAGUUAUCCUCUGAAGAUGGAGAAGAAGCUUCUGCUGAUUUUUAUGAAAGCGAUGACUCCGUUGAAGCAAGAGUAAAGACUCCUUACUCAGGUGAAAUGGACCUACUAGGAGAGAUCUUAGAUACACUGAGCACACACAGCUCUGACCAAGGAAAGCUGGCAGCAGCGAAGAGCUUGGAUUUCUUCAGAUCAAUGGAUGAUAUUGAUUACAAACCUACGAAUAAAUCCAAUGCACCUAGUGAGAAUAAUCUGACCCUACUUUGCAGUGGUUCUGGUGACCAAGUAGAGUGGCAUCUUGGGCAAGAUGAUAGUGCCCUUCAUGGCAAACACCUUCCUCCAUCUCCCCGGAAGCGAGUUCCCUCUAGUGGUUGGACAGAUUCUCUGUUUAUCCUGAAAGAGGAAAACAAUGAAAAACACCUCAGUGUUGACAAUGUGAGGGGGCCCGCGGUCACAGAAAAGGCAGCUUCUGCUUCAGAACUGGAUUUCCAGUUAGCUUUGCCUGAAGUUUCCGAAGAUGAAAAGUGUAAAACAGAAAGGAAGGAAACACUAAGCCAGAUUUCAGAUGAUCUGCUUAUACCCAGCCUUGGGCGACAUUCAUCUACUUUUGUCCCUUGGGAGAAAGAAGGGAAAGAAGCCAAAGAGACUUCAGAAGAUAGUGGACUGCUUCAUGAAGUGGUGUCAUUAUGUCACAUAACAUCUGCCUUCCAGCAAGACUUAAACAUUUCAGAGGAAAACACAAGUGGAAACCAAACUUAAAUCAACAGUUAAGAGUCAUGUGCAUCUAAGCUUCUAUGGAGACAUUUUAGGAUUCCAUGUAAUCUCUAUAGUAAACAGAAUUAUAUGUAGGAAUGACAGUUGUUGGACUGUCUAAAAAUUAUUGUUCAUUUGGAGCAUACAUUUUUCCCACUCAUUCAUCUCGUGAGUGUGAUUAUAUAUUGACUGAUUUUUUUAAAUGUAAAGCUAAUUCUCCUACUGUGCUCUUAAAUCAGGUACUAGUUUGUAUGUAUGUUGGAAGUAUAUGUUGAACAUAUGAUUUCCCAGUAUUUGGUGCUUAAUGCCAUUCAUUUAUUUAAACUAAGUAUGCAUAUAUAACCCUUGCACAUAACCAGUAGCUACUAUUCUAAUCUGGUUGAGCAUGAACUGAUCAGGAUAUCAAAACUUCUCAAAACUAGCCUGAAACUACUGAAACUGUUGACCCACUAACUGCCUUAAUCUUAAGCCUAUAUUUAGCAUACUUUAAUAAUUUAUGGAAUUACCUGUAAAUUUUGAAGAAUAAGUUAUAAGUGUUCUGCAGAGCAAUAAUGCCUUUUUCUAUUCAUUGAAUCAAGGACAAAAUUAAUUUUUCAAAGUUAAAAAGCUCUCUUGUGGACACUGCAGCCAUGUUUUCCAAAACGUAUAAAGGUACACAUUUACCUUUCACUCAGUGAAAUAUAUGAAGUGCUGAAUUACAAUGUGAAAUUGAUGACUUCUGUUUACAAAUGAGACACUUUAAAUUUUUUUCCCAGUCUCUCUGUAUGCCUUUGCUAUCUAGGAAUCCAGUCCCAGAAAGCCAAACAUAACAUGAACUAUCCUGAUAAAGAAAUAUUCCUAUCUUUUUUUUCUUAACUAAUAAUUCUACAUCAAAUAUUUUUAUCAUCUCAAAUUUACUUUUUAAAAUAAUCGACUUUAUAUCUUAGAAGUUUUUGAUUUAUAGACAAAUUAUGAAGAAAGUACAGAGAGUUCCCAUAUAACCCUAUACACAAUUUCCCCUAUUAUUAAUAUCUUACAUUGGUAUGGUACAUUUGCCACAAUCAGUGAACCAAUAUCGAUAGUCCAUGCUUUAUUCAGAUUUCCUUAGUUUUUCCCUAAUGUCUUUUUUGUGUUCUAGAAUCCCAUCCAAGAUACCACAUUACAUUUGGUUGCCGUGUGUCUUUAGAUGCCUCUUGGCUGUGACAUUUUCUCCGACUUUCCUUGUUGCUGGUGACCUUGACAGUUUUGAAGAGUACUGAUCUGGUCCGAUAAAUUGUAAAAUGUCCCUCUAAUAGAAUUUGUCUGCUAUUUUCCUCAUGACUACACUGUGAUUAUGGGUUUGGGGGAGGAAGAUUCCAGAAGUGAAGUGUCACUUUCAUUACAUCAUAUACAAGGUACAUAAUGUCAGCAUGAUUUAUCAUGAAUGUUCAUGUUGACUUUGAUAGCCUCACUUAGGUGGUGUGUGUUAAAUUUCUCCACUACACUUUCUCCCCUCCCUUCCUAUAUGGUAGUGUUUGUUUGGAAGGAAGUCACUGUGUAUAGCCCACUCUUCAGGAGUAGAGCUUAUGCUUCCUCUCCCAGAGGGUGGAGUAGCUACAUAAAUUAUUUGGAAUUCUUCUGCAUAGGAGAUUCGUCUCUUCUCCCUCAAAUUCACUGUUAAAUGUUGAAAUUCAUCUCACAAGGAAUCCUGCAUUGACUGCUUCAUGAUAAGCUAGUCUGUCAGGAAAAAAAAUCAGGAAAAAAAACCCAGUGAUGUUACGGUUAAUUUGGUAUUUGUGUAUUCAGUAUACACUCUGUACAUCCCCAAUCAUGAUUAGUUUUAAAAAAUUGUCACUUUAGAAAAGAUGUUUGAGAAACCAUUCAAGAACCUCAUCAGGACUGUACCCUAGAACAUUUGCUGAAAGAAUUUACUUGCGAGUUAAAAAAGGAAUCUUGGAAGGGGUGUUGUUAAAAACAUUGCUUAAAAAUAUUUAUUCAGGUCAGUCUUUAAAUAAUUUAAAGAAUUGACCAAGUUUUUUUCUUUUUACAACUACAUCCCAAAAUCUUAAGUGGAUAUGUUUUACUGAGGACAAUUAUUCAUUCAUGUUUAUAAAGGAAGACAAGUCUUAUUUUCCUUAUAAGGAUGGACUCAGUAUACAUUAAGGAAAAAAGUGUUCAAUCCUUAUUAAGACAAAAGCAAGACUCAAGGUUCUUGUCAAAUUUUGCCUUUAUAUACUCAUUACAAAAUCCCGUUUUACUUUGUUGAAGCGUAUAGUAAAAGAAGUCAACUUAUCAGAAGAGCUAUUUUAAAUGAGAAGGAAAAAAAGGUCAUUCUGGUGAUUCUGGUGAAUCUGCUUGGCAAAUAUUUCUUCAUAAUUUUUGAAAAGAAAAAGCCUUUUUUAACACGACUGUUCAAAUGAGGCAUGGGAAUGGGAAUAUUGUGAGUGUUAGCAUAGGUAAAGCUGGGGUUUUAGUCCAUUUGCUUAAUAGACAUCAUGGCUUCAGAAAUGUAAGUUCUUCUGUCGCCCAGUCCCCUCAUGAGAUGUUUGACUACAAAACUGUGUUGUGAGGGUAUUUAGCCACUCACAAGCAAGUUUGCAUGAAGGUAUUUUAAACUGGAUUUGUGCCUUAUUUUAACAUGCAAAGUCAGCUUUUAUAUUCUGUGUUAAAAAAAAACAACAACAGCAAAAACAAAAUCUGUACAUGUUCUUGGAAAGAAUCCAAAAGACUAGUAUCCAAGAGACUACUAAUCUGAAAGUAUUAGUAUUUCAAAUCACUAAUAUUUUGAGUAUUCAAAGUCUUCUCUUAAACUAGACUUUCCGGUGCUGCGGUGGAUGUAGGGAGAGUGAAGUGAAGUGAACAUGAAUUCUGAAAUAAACAAAAGUAUUAUCUUAUUUUCUGCUAUGCUUCUAUUUUCUAUUAUAACUAAAUGAAAUAUUUGUGAACUCCCCUGCUAUUUGAAUUUUUUUUUUCCAAGCUACAUCUGUUCCACAACAGAGUUGUAUAAAUGAAUAGGACGUUUGGCCUUGAUAAAUAGUCUUUCAUAUGGCCUCUAAACCAUCAUAAUUCUCCCUGAAUCCCACCAUGGCUUUUAUCCUCUUUGCCCUUAAAUAUUGCAUUUGUGGUGUUUCAGGAGGGGAUGGAAGAGUAGUGUGUGAAUUUAGAAGCUGUCGUUUUGUUAAGUCAGUAUGUUGUUAAGUGGCAGAUUUUGAUGGUUACCCACUUUAGCAUAUUUUAGGAAGGCACCAAAAUAUAGCAGGAUUAUUUUCCUGAUUAAAAAUGGAUAACUCAUCACUUAGGAAGUAUUUAUUGACUUUUAUCAGUCGUAUGCAAGGUACAGUAGCUGAGGAUUUUAGGAAAUAAAAUAAUUAACCUAGUCUCUGCUCUGAAGGAACCAAUUAAAACAUUUGAAUUUAAAAGGAAAAGAAAUUAUAAAUCUCAUUAAUAAUAAUAAUAAUAAUAAUAAUAAUAAUAUAUUUUGCUUACAAGUUAUUAGCCCAAGAUUCUAACAUCAAAAAAAGUCUUUUAAGGCUGCUUAAUCAGAAAGUGCUCUAAGUACAGAACCACAGUACUAUUUCCAAUUUCAUUAACUUUAUUAUUAUAAUGAAGUAUAAUAAUGCUGCUAUUUUAAGAUAUCUAUUUCUAAAGGACAGACUUAGAGGCUCUUAGAAACUAAAUGCCCUUGUUUAUCUGAUUGUCUGUCACCACUAUGCUCAAUCCUUUCACCAGGCAGCACAGGGCUCUAUAAUGGAAUGAUGCUUCUUUGCAAUACUGAGGGCCACUUUACUUAACCUGAGGGCUAACUGAGGGUGUGGGUGCAUGUUGAUGGAAACUAAUUUUUACUGUCUUUAUCUUGAUAAUAGCAUUCUCUAGAAACGGUCUCUGCUGUCCCUGCCUCUUAAAUUAAAACUGUGUCAGUGCUGUUGUUAGGAUUCUGUGCUAAGAUCCUGAUGGUAGAAUUCAGGAAUGUUCAUGAAUUAGUUGUUUCUUAAAUAGCGUGAAGUAGACUCAUGAUCAAGAGGAGAAAACUGUGAAUGUUCUCAUAAUCAGCACUAGAUCUCCCUUCUCAUGCAGAAAAUCUGGAUUUUCAGGAAAAGAUUAUUUUCAUGAAUAAAUUUUCUAAUGCAAAUGCCAUUUUGUUUAGCGGAACAGACCCUGAUUCUGGGUAGAUAUUUGUAAAUGAGAAUGUAAGUUUCAGAAAGUAAAAUGAAUACCCAAAUCUCAUCCCCCAAAGCACUUCUUAUAAGGAAAUAGCUUUCACAGAGUCUCUGUCAGUACUCACAUCUUUCCUGUGUCGCGCCCAGUACUUUGUUCAUGUCUGUUUCUUAAAGCUUAAGAGGCAGAAUUAUUUUUGAGCAAACCGCUUCGCAUUUUCAUUUGGUCAUGAUAGGGAAUUAUGUGUAUUUAGAAAGAUGCACAUUUUAUUUUGAAAAUAAUAGGAUUUUUGUGCAAUAUUUUUCCUGCAUAAUUUAGUUUAUAUAAAUAUGCACAUCUGCUUUUCUAGCAGAUGCCUUAAGGUCAUGUCUUUCAGUAUUUGUGUAAAAUUAUAUGUAGCAAUGUUCUAUGUGAUUUUAGAAAAAAAAUCCUUUAUAUUGUUGGCAGGAGAAAUGUUUUUGUUUAUUUAAAGUAAUUAUGGAUAUUGCAUUAUUGUAUCAUAACUAACUGCCUCAGCAACAAUAAAUAUGCAAUAAGGAAAUCCUGAACCUUAGGUUAGUAUUGACAAUACUAUUACUUUAAAAGAAAUGUAUAUAGUGCAAAAUGCUGAUUUUACAUGUGUACAUGUAACAGAUAUUCAGUUCUACCACAUAAAUCUAAAUGGCAUUUGUAUGGUGAUGACCACAUAUGUAGAUUGUAAUAUCCUUUGUGAUGAAUCUUUGGUAAGAUUUAUAAAGGGCAUUGCCAAUACUCCUUGACUGUCUAUAAAUUAAGUUAAUUUUUGUAUGAUGUACAGUUUGUUUAACCUUAGAGCUUCUAUAGAUUUCUACUUUUAUUAUACUUGAACGAGGCAGAAAAGCACUGUGGAAUAUCUGUAGCUCUGGAUGCGAUCUGCAAACAUACCAAAAAAUUAAACAAGGUACUGAACAGCAAUAUUAGCUGGAUGCUUUCUAUCCAGAAAGCUGUGUUUUUUUUUCAAACCAUCCUUUAAUUAAGUAAUUUAAAACAUGCAAUCUUUUAUCUUAAAAGAUUGCAAAGUCACAAAUGAUUACCUCUUUGAUAUGAUAAAUGUCCAGGUCUCUUUUGUCUCUGUGUUAUUUCACUUCUCAGAUGAGAGCCUUAAUGAGGUACCUUAACAAAUCCACCCUCUGGUUGGUUAUGUGAUGUUUAGGAAAGGACAGAAUUAGAACCCUGUGCAUGCUAAAUGCACCACAGGCAUCAAGUAUAACUUCCAUGUGGUAAUUUUGAGAACCAUCUAAUGAUCAUAUACCAAAAACAAGACUUCUUGACUCUGUUACGAUUUAGUACUUACAGCAAUGCCUAAAACAGCAAGCAAGUAUGAACUGCAUGAAGUCCACAACUUAAUAUGCAUAAAGGUUUUUUUUUCUAUAAAAGGUACAUGAGGGGUUCAAAAUGGAGCUUUUCCAAAGGUUAUUUCUUUUGCUUUAAAUGACUAACUGUUUAAAAGUACUGAACAUCUUGAGCUUUUUUGCUAGACAUGGUGACAGAUAUCUAUAAAAACCUACCCAGCAUUGAGAGUUGUUUCAGUGUUCUUGCAUCCUUGAGGCUACAGUAUAAAUCAUCUCUAAAGUUGACUACUAUUGGGAGGACAUUGUGCAUAAAAGUGUUGUUUGGGGAUUUUUAAAAAAAAUAUGCAAACGCAAAUAUUGGAUGAACUACAUACUACCAUAAAGUGCCCAACAAUGCAGUUAUGAAAUAAAAUUGGUCAUAAUUAAACUUU